AUGAAAAGUUCUUCAUCAAAUAGUGGCUGGUUUAGUAGUGAAGGUGGAGAUGAAUUUAGUGGCGAAACAGAAGAUGCUUUUUUCAGUUUGUCUUCUGGUUAUUUUUCCGACUCUUUUCGCCGUAAAACAGCUAGUAAAAGAUACAAUCAAAAGAGUUGGGAAAUGAGUCGUUGCUCUUCUGAAUUAUCAACGAAUUCUAUUUCAACAGCAACGAGCGAAAAGAAGGUAAAUCGACGAGUUGGGUCAAACUUGAGCGAGUCAAAAUGGGUCAAAUCAAUAAACCGGCUUGAGUUUCCCACCUCGAAAACAGAACAAAACAGAGGGAAAAUCAGACAGACAAGAUCCGGCGGAAGAACACGCCGGAAAACCAGCCCGGUGGAGAAGUUUGAUUAUUACAGUGACUCGACUAGUGAUAAUACUCGUCGGAAAACUACCAAGUGUCGCCGGAAAACAGGGAGGAACCACCGGAAAAUCAAGAAGAUGAGUAUAAUUAGCUCUGAUAAAAUUGGUCAGUUUUCAAUUGUUAUUGACGGGAGAAAUGAAGAGAGCAUUGCAGUGGAGAAGAAUACAAGUGAUCCAUACAAUGAUUUCAGGACAUCAAUGGUGGAAAUGAUAGUAGAGAAACAAAUCUUUGGAGUUGACGAUCUUCAAAGGCUUUUGCAUUGUUUUCUAUCACUGAAUUCACCAUCUUACCAUAAGAUUAUUUUUGACGUUUUCUCAGAGAUUUGUGAAACUUUAUUCACUAACUGGUAG
Molecule: messenger RNA, 753 nt
Organism: Nicotiana attenuata
Lineage: Eukaryota; Viridiplantae; Streptophyta; Magnoliopsida; Solanales; Solanaceae
Product: transcription repressor OFP5-like
Exons: 1
Coding region: 1-753 (250 amino acids)
Biological process (GO): negative regulation of DNA-templated transcription
Source: RefSeq, a predicted model, not a curated record